UAUUUGGCAGCUCUGCCGCAUGCAACAAAAAAGAAAUAACAACAGACGCUAGAGUCAGUUUGAUUCUUGCACUGACACGGUAAGAAUCUCUCCUUGUUGAGAUUUUACCCCAGCUGAAUAAAAUAAUUGUGUAAGAUCAAAGAUCGGGAUUUAAGUUGCUAAACAGGCUUUAUUUAAAAGUUGACUGAGUUUUGAGGAGAUAUAUCAAUGGCUAGAGUUCAAACACCAGGUUUUCGUUCUGGACCGUCCAGGACACCUUGCUUAUUGGAAAUCACCAACAAAACUGAGCGAUGCAUCAACAUCAUUUGGCUUGAUUAUUUUGCUCGAGAAGUCAACUUUGGCUGUGUAAAGCCUGACGCAAAGAAGACAAUCCAAUCGUACGUUGGCCAUCCUUGGAUCUGUCGCGAUUCCGUCACAAAAAGGCGACUUCUUUUGAAUAAGGAGACUUACUUUGCCGCCACCAAGUCAGCCCUGAAUGGAGAAAAGAAAGACAAUUUGCCUGUUCUGGAGGUGACUGCAAGCAAUCCAAUGUUCACACUGGUUGACAUUGGUGCUGAAGCUGUGAGCCGUUUGCUCCCUUCUGAGGAGAGAUUGACAAGUAUGCGAUUGCCACAGAAUGUGAAGGACCUGGUUAAGCUGUACAUCAAAAAUUCAAGCUUUGCUAUUCCUGAUGUUGCAAGUCUUUAAAGGAACUCAUCAUUAAUGUUUUUGUUCUCCUCCCUCUUUUUUUAUUUUUGUAUAAUGUGCAAAAUUCUUUUUUUCUGUAUUGCAUUAUGUGUAAAAUUCUGAUUCUCUCUAUAUUGUAUGAUGUGCAAAAUUCUGAUUCUUGGUGUAUUGUUCAACGUGCAAAAUUCUGAUUCUUGGUGUAUUGUUCAACGUGCAAAAUUCUGAUUCUUGGUGUAUUGUUCAACGUGCAAAAUUCUGAUUCUUGGUGUUUUGUUCAACGUGCAAAAUUCCGAUUCUUGGUGUAUUGUUCAAUGUGCAAAAUUCCGAUUCUUGGUGUAUUGUUCAAUGUGCUAAAUUCCGAUUCUUGGUGUAUUGUGAAACGUGCUAAAUUCCGAUUCUUGGUGUAUUGUUCAAUGUGCAAAAUUCUGAUUCUUGGUGUAUUGUUCAAUGUGCAAAAUUCUGAUUCUUGGUGUAUUGUUCAAUGUGCAAAAUUCUGAUUCUUGGUGUAUUGUAUGAUGCACAAAAUUCUGAAUCUCUGUUAUAUAAUGUGGGAGACUGUAUAAUCAAUCUCUUGUGUCAUUUUAUUCAGUUUUUCCCCUUUACUUUCUUUAAAUAAAACUUUUAAGUUAAA
Argiope bruennichi is the source of this 1297-nucleotide messenger RNA. Its product is annotated as von Hippel-Lindau-like protein. NCBI's taxonomy places the organism in Eukaryota, Metazoa, Arthropoda, Arachnida, Araneae, Araneidae. The transcript has 2 exons. The coding region runs from base 208 to 687 and encodes 159 amino acids. The record is from RefSeq and is a predicted model, not a curated record.